AUGUCAACCGUAAGGAACCUUCCCGUCGGCGCUGACUUGAUAGUCGCCCACCACGCUAACUCUUACGACUACAUUUCACCUUUGAAAUUGGACUUAACCGGUCAGCAUAUCCUCAUGACUGGUGUAGCAGACACAGGCAGAGUGGGAUAUGAUACUGCUACAGCUUUCGCGCUCGCAGGAGCAUCUCGAAUUGCAUGUUGCGAUCUACACGAUAUAUCUGAUGACAUGAUCGGCGAGUUGAAAUCAGCUGCGAAACUUGCCAAUCGCGAAGAGCCUCUGGUUUUGGUUGACAAAGUUGACAUCUCGAGCCAAGAAAGUGUCAAAGCAAUGUAUGACUCUAUAGCUCAAGAGUUCAAGGGGCGACUGGACGUUCUUGUCAACAAUGCCGCGCAUAUGGAACCAUACAAGCCUUUUCUUGAGUCUGGCCCUGACAUCUACUGGCGAACAUGGGAAGUAAAUAUCCGAGGUCUCUUCAACAUGGCACGCGCAUUCCUCCCCAUACAGCUAUCGCGUUAUUCCAAAUUUGGCAGCUCUUGUACCAUUAUCAACGUAUCGUCAUCAGGAGCUCUGAGUGUCCGCCCCGGUAGCGGAAGUUAUCGAAUCUCCAAGCUCGCAGUGCUUCGAUGGACGGAGUCGCUGCAAGUCGAAUACGGAAAACAGGGACUUUUAGCUCUCUGUGUCAACCCUGGAGCGAUCAAAACAAAGAUCACCGAAGGGGCGCCUGAAGCAGUCAGGAAUGCACUUCCUCAUCGGCCAGAUAUAGCUGGUGAUACGAUUGCUUGGCUAGCUUCUGAGCGCAGGGAUUGGCUUGGUGGAAGAUAUGUGAGUUGCCCAUGGGAUAUGGAGGAGCUUCUUGCUAAGAAGGAUGAGAUUAUUAAUGAGGAUAAACUUAAGUUGAGAAUGGUUGUUUGA
This is a messenger RNA of Fusarium tjaetaba, 912 nucleotides long. RefSeq names its product NADP(+)-dependent dehydrogenase. The coding region runs from base 1 to 912 and encodes 303 amino acids. The transcript has a single exon. The record is from RefSeq and is a predicted model, not a curated record. NCBI's taxonomy places the organism in Eukaryota, Fungi, Ascomycota, Sordariomycetes, Hypocreales, Nectriaceae.